CUAUCAUUAUCUCGCUAUCAUUAUACCUUCAUUCACAGUUGGAAAGCCAUGGCAACAGCGACCUUGUUCCAAUACCAUCCUCUGGGACUGCCUAGCAGUGCGAAUCCUAAGUACCUCCAAAGUUUAGGUCGUCGAGUGGAAGGUGUCGAUUUCGAUCACCUGUCGCCACAGCAGACCGAAGAGAUUGUGAACCAGCUUUAUCGUCAUUCUAUCCUGCUGUUCAAGAACACCAAAAUCACUCCCAAGCAGCAAUUUGAGCUGACCAAUGCCUUUGAUCCCAAAGCUGGAGAUUACGGUCACAAGACGCGUACCUCUAAGAAAGAUCAGCAGUCCAUCCUGCAUCCUGACCUCAAAACCAUCCCGCACCAGCCACAGGUACAGCUGAUAGGAAACGGACCUGUACCAGGCAGAUACGAGGGUCUGGAAAGCCCGCAACUCAAACACCCCCAUCAUAAGACCUUUCAUAAGGAGCCAGUCUCGGACGCGGAUGAGGCGGCGGGCAUCACUAGAUUUUACCGCUGGCAUAUCGAUGCUGCACUGUACGAUUUGAGCCCUCCAAAGGCCACUACUUUGUAUGCUGUUCGCGUACCUCGAGGGGAGCCACAAACGCUACGAUACGACGACGGAACGGGAGACGAGCUCAAAGUACCUCUGGGAGGAACCUGCUUCGUCAGUGGAAGGACUAUGUUCGAUGUCCUAUCGCCCGAGCUCAAAUCCCUCGCGGUGAGAACAAGGGUCGAAUACGCGCCUCAUCCUUAUGUUUGGAUGUCGAAGGCGCAUGCACUGCCGACCGGUCUAGGAAUCGAGUCAGAGGGGCUCGAGUUGCCACUGGAGGAUCUGCCGGAUUGGGAAGAAGCAAAGAUCAAGAAGUUCCCCGUCUGCUGGAAGAAUCCCGUGACUGGCGAUCUCCACGUCCAAGUCCACCCAUGCGGUGCUCGCAAGCUCCAUAUUGAACGUUUGCCAAGCGGCGCCCAGAAAUCCGGCGCACUGUAUCCUGAGGGUGGAGUCGUGGAGGAUCUGAAGGAGGUCAGAGAUAUACUGUAUCGAAUCCAAAGGCCAGGCAUAGCCCCGGAACUGGUAUACCCUGUAGAUUGGGAGGAGGGAGAUCUGGUAGUGUUCCACAAUCGUGGCCUGCUGCAUUCUGUAGUGGGAGCCUUCAAGCCUGAUGAAUUGAGAAUGUUCCACCAGUGUAAUCUGGCAUCCACAGAUGAGCCAGAAGGACCCUCAGAAGCAGACAUCCAGACAUAUGCUUAGCGUGUCCCUCCCGUGCGAUGAGUAUGCAUAC
Messenger RNA from Kockovaella imperatae, 1285 nucleotides. RefSeq lists its product as hypothetical. NCBI's taxonomy places the organism in Eukaryota, Fungi, Basidiomycota, Tremellomycetes, Tremellales, Cuniculitremaceae. The record is from RefSeq and is a predicted model, not a curated record. The coding region runs from base 49 to 1254 and encodes 401 amino acids. The transcript has 9 exons. Gene Ontology annotation, molecular function: oxidoreductase activity.